Colossoma macropomum (tambaqui) is the source of this 647-nucleotide messenger RNA. RefSeq names its product chemokine-like factor. The record is from RefSeq and is a predicted model, not a curated record. The transcript has 4 exons. Gene Ontology annotation, cellular component: membrane. Lineage: Eukaryota; Metazoa; Chordata; Actinopteri; Characiformes; Serrasalmidae. The coding region runs from base 49 to 480 and encodes 143 amino acids.
AACGCUCUGUCAGGAAGUGCAUUCUGAGUUUCACACACUGAGAUAAUAAUGGCAGACAAGCAGCCCAGCAGAGCCCUGGAGCUCGACCUGGCCUUCCUGAAGUCCAAAAGAGGUUUACUGAAGAUAGCAGAGAUGGUGGUUCUUUUUACUGCGUUUGUGUGUUUUGCGGUGGCUGCCAGGCCACCAUACAUCGCAGCCACAUGUGUGGAGUUUAUCGUCACCCUUGCUCUAGUUUUGCUCUACCUGCUGAAGCUCAACAAAACCCUCACCUUCUUCUUCUGGCCUCUCAUCGAUGUGUUCAACUCGGUCUUUGCAGCGGCCUUCAUAUUUAUAAUUAGCAUCAUGGCUAUAUCCACUUACACAGUGCAGGGCACUUUAGCUGGAGGGAUGGUGAGUUUUGUGGCUGUGGUGUUGUGGUGUGUGGAUGGAUAUUACCUCUUCAAGAAAAUCACCUUCAACCAGCCGAGAGGAGCAGCCUAAAAAGAGGAGCAACUGCCGCCGCCUUCAGGCCUUUAGCAACCGAUUCAGUUUAACCCUCUGUGGUCUGAGUCAUUCUCUCGAUUUGUUCAUCUCUUCUUAAAUCCUCCUUUAAAGUCUCUUCAUAUAACAUGAUCCUCAUAUGUUUCAUCUUAACAUGCUCCGUUAUC